Molecule: messenger RNA, 1551 nt
Organism: Mus musculus (house mouse)
Lineage: Eukaryota; Metazoa; Chordata; Mammalia; Rodentia; Muridae
Gene: C1qtnf2
Product: C1q and tumor necrosis factor related protein 2
Exons: 5
Coding region: 494-1378 (294 amino acids)
Biological process (GO): signal transduction
Cellular component (GO): extracellular region
Source: RefSeq, a predicted model, not a curated record
UGCAUCGACACACCCAAGUUGCCCCCAUCGCUAAAAGUCUUUCUAAAAUCCGAAGGGAAAAAGAAGGCCAGCUGCUAGCCAGCGCACGUGACCGGGAAGGAAGGCACUCCCGCCCAUGACGGGAUGGGAAAACUAUGCCUGGGGCCGGCAUCUCUGGCUGCUGCAGGCAGGACUGAACACCACCGGAGCAGCGACGUCGGAUGGCCCUGGAUGUGGCUCGGUGCACAGAAGCCACUGGAUCCUUCUUCACUGUCUUCCUUGGUCCUCCAUGUGACACAAUAGCCACAAGUUCAUAGGAGCUUGAUGGUCUCCCAUUUCGAUUACGAGGAGCCUGGCUCCACCUCUCCGACCCCUGUAGCCAGUUCUUCAGUGGAAUCUCAAAGACCCGUAGCAGCCUGGACUAGAGGGCUGACCUGCACUGCCCACCAUAUUGAAUGCAAGAAGACUUGAUGAAGCCUUUCUUCCCAACCCAUUCCCAGAAAGAACAACUUAGAUGACAAUUUUUAAAAAGGUGACAACCAUGAUCUCCUGGGUACUCUUGGCCUGUGCCCUUCCGUGUGCUGCUGACCCAAUGCUUGGUGCCUUUGCUCGCAGGGACUUCCAGAAGGGGGGUCCUCAACUAGUUUGCAGCCUGCCUGGUCCCCAAGGCCCACCUGGCCCUCCAGGAGCACCAGGAUCCUCAGGAGUGGUGGGAAGAAUGGGUUUCCCUGGGAAAGACGGCCAAGAUGGCCAGGACGGAGACCGGGGGGACAGUGGAGAAGAAGGUCCACCUGGCAGGACAGGCAACCGUGGAAAACAAGGACCAAAGGGCAAAGCUGGGGCCAUUGGCAGAGCUGGCCCUCGAGGACCCAAGGGGGUCAGUGGUACCCCCGGGAAGCAUGGCACACCGGGCAAGAAGGGACCUAAGGGCAAAAAAGGGGAGCCUGGCCUCCCAGGCCCCUGCAGCUGCGGCAGUAGCCGAGCCAAGUCGGCCUUUUCCGUGGCGGUAACCAAGAGCUACCCACGCGAGCGACUGCCUAUCAAGUUUGACAAGAUUCUGAUGAACGAGGGUGGCCACUACAACGCGUCCAGUGGCAAGUUCGUCUGCAGCGUGCCGGGGAUCUAUUACUUUACCUAUGACAUUACGCUGGCCAACAAACACCUGGCCAUCGGCCUGGUGCACAAUGGUCAGUACCGCAUUCGGACUUUUGAUGCCAACACGGGCAACCACGACGUGGCCUCGGGCUCCACCAUCCUAGCUCUCAAGGAGGGUGAUGAAGUCUGGCUGCAGAUCUUCUACUCAGAGCAGAAUGGCCUCUUCUACGACCCUUACUGGACCGACAGCCUGUUCACCGGCUUCCUCAUCUACGCUGACCAAGGAGACCCCAACGAGGUAUAGACAAGCCGGGGUUGAGCCUUGAGGUAGGGACUAAGAGUCUGCGUGGGUGCCUGGAGGAAGAUCCCUCGACUGGGGCUGUGGACUGACAAUCUUGGGAUCUUUUAUUCCCAGGCAGGCCUCCUCUAUUGCUGCUUAAAAAAGAAAUCAUUAAAUCCAAGCUAUUGAUUCAUCUA